AUGCAGGAACCAACCUAUGACCCUAGCCGUCCGAUGCCUUCGCUUUCGAUUUCCUUCUCAUACAAGUUGGUCGGCAUCCCAAACAAGACUAUGGUCAGCCUGCGAGUGGAAUUCCCACCCAAUGGCUCCACCCCGCCUCACCGCCAUGGCGGCGCCAAUGUUGGCGCGUAUGUCGUGAAGGGAACUCUUCUCAACAAAAUGAAUGAUGAUCCCAUGAAGGUCAUUGAAGAGGGUGGGAGCUGGUUCGAGGCGCCGGGAUGCCAUCAUCGCAUUAGUGAUAAUGCCAGCAAGACCGAACCGGCUACCUUGAUUGCUACUAUGAUCACCGAUACCGACGCUUAUGAGAGGGAUGGAAUGGGUGCUCUGAUCCAGAUUGACGAGGAAUAUUUGAAGCGCUAG
This is a messenger RNA of Penicillium brevicompactum, 399 nucleotides long. RefSeq names its product cupin domain-containing protein. The record is from RefSeq and is a predicted model, not a curated record. The transcript is spliced from 2 exons. NCBI's taxonomy places the organism in Eukaryota, Fungi, Ascomycota, Eurotiomycetes, Eurotiales, Aspergillaceae. Bases 1 to 399 code for a protein of 132 amino acids.